Messenger RNA from Mizuhopecten yessoensis (Yesso scallop), 1098 nucleotides. RefSeq names its product caveolin-2-like. Gene Ontology annotation, biological process: caveola assembly. Gene Ontology annotation, molecular function: molecular adaptor activity. Lineage: Eukaryota; Metazoa; Mollusca; Bivalvia; Pectinida; Pectinidae. The record is from RefSeq and is a predicted model, not a curated record. Gene Ontology annotation, cellular component: caveola. The coding region runs from base 271 to 795 and encodes 174 amino acids. The transcript has 3 exons.
UACCGGUAAUCCGAAGAGGCCGAGUUCCAGACGAUAGUAUACUCAGUGUAUAGGGACCACAUCUUGAUUCCCUAAACAAAACAUGUUAUGGGGGUUUCUUUGAAACAAAGUCGUUUUUGAAGAAGUUUAAAUUCGGGGUUAAGUGAACGUUUGGAAAUCACAUACGUGCAACACAAGGAUAAGUGCCGAGGAAGUGAUAACUGUCACUAAAGUUCUGGUCAGUAGUAUUGGAGAUGAUUAACUAACAGCUAGGAGCUGAGUUUGUACAAGAUGCCGCCUAAUAGAGUGCUGCCCAAACCUCCUCCGACACGUGACCCUAACGGACUUAACAGUCACUUGACCAUACAGUUCCCAGACGUCCUUGCCGAACAGAACUCACCAAAGAGCCUCGAUAUCAUUUGGGACUGCUCUGAAAUAUGGUACUCCUGUUGGUCAGCGUGUUGUUACGGACUUCUUACCCUGUUCACCGGCCCUUGUAUCGCAAGCGUCUGGGCCUGUCAGUUCGCCUAUGUGGCCUUUGCGCAUGUCUGGUGCUUAAGUCCGAUUCUCAUUAACGUGCGCCUGUGUAUGUUUGACUGUCUUCAGAGAGGCGUACGGAGUGUCAUUAACUGCUGCAUUGUACCCUGGACGACCGCAUGCGGAAGCUUUUUCCAUUUGUGUCCGGUUAAACGGAAGCCUCUCAUACCAGCACCGGAAGUUAAGAAACCUCCUUCACCGGAAAUUAUGAUCGUCAUACCCAAAGGAAAGGAUGUUUCAAAGUCCAUCAAGAGACAACUAGGAUUGUUUAUGAGGUAGAGAGAGUAUUUCAAUACAAAAAUCAGUUUGAACUUUUUCGAUCAUUUCACCUUGAUGGUAGUCUCGUUCAACCAGACGCUUCAUCACUUGUAAUUCAAGAGUCUGGUUGAACGAGACUACCUUGAUGGUGGCCCCAUACGUCGCAACCAUAAGAUAAGAUAAGAUAAGAUAAAUUUUAUUUAGAGUCGGUGGGUAUAUAACAAAAUAACAUAAGCUCUUUAGAGCUUUUGACCGACAUAACCAUAGUAAGUGUAACUUGUACACGAUGCUUGAAAGAUCUUCAAGACUCUUGAUGAUCACCAA